UAGCUCGUCGGUGCGCUCUGUCAGGCUAUGAGGCAGAAUCAUAUGACCUGCCGUUCAUUCCUGUAGUAUAGCUGUGACACGAGCUGCACCUCUACUGCACAUUUCUCCGCCGCUCCAAGCGAGAGCAACUGAAAAUGCAUCAGAUCGCUGUGCUAUGAUAUACUGUCGGAUAUUUAAUUAAACAGCAGUCGAUAUUCUCAGUGGUCGAUAUUUACGAAACAUAUCUGACAUUGAUUACGCAAGACGAUGCCUGAAGAAAAAGCGUUUCACCAGCAGGCUGUUCACAGUCCCCAUGAACAACAGAAGGGACAGCGGCAGAGUGGCCCCAUCCCGUGUCAAAACUGUGGCAAGCCCUGCAAAGGCGAGGUGCUCCGGGUGCAGAACAAACACUUCCACAUCAAGUGCUUUGUUUGUAAAGUUUGUGGCUGUGACUUGGCUCGGGGUGGCUUUUUUGUGCGACAGGGCGAGUAUAUCUGCACUCUGGAUUAUCAGAGCCUCUAUGGCACCCGCUGUUUCAGUUGUGAAGAGUUCAUUGAAGGAGAAGUUGUGUCCGCACUGGGCAAGACAUACCACCCUCGCUGCUUUGUCUGUGCCAUCUGCAAACAGCCGUUUCCAGCUGGGGACCGCGUGACAUUUAAUGGGAAAGAGUGCAUUUGUGAGAAAUGCAAUCAGCCGGUGCCAGUCAACAGCAUGGCACCCUCACAGGCUGUGCACAAUUGCUGUGGCUGUGGAAAGGAGUUUAAAAAUGAGCAGUCUCUGGUUGCAUUGGACAAGCACUGGCACCUUGGCUGCUUCAAAUGCAAAGUGUGCAACAAAGUGCUCAAUGCAGAGUAUAUCAGCAAGGAUGGGAUCCCCUAUUGUGAAGCAGACUACCAUGCCAUGUUCGGCAUCCAGUGUGAUACCUGCAAAAAAUACAUCACCGGAAAAGUACUUGAGGCCGGAGAGAAACACUAUCAUCCCACAUGUGCCAGAUGUGCACGUUGUGAGCAGAUGUUUGGGGAGGGGGAGGAAAUGUACCUGCAAGGUUCUUCCAUCUGGCAUCCUCCAUGCAGACAUGCAGCACGUAUGGAGGAAAAGAGUAAGGUGACCAGAACCUCUUCUGAGAGCAUCACCUCUGCUCCUGCCUCCAGUGCAUCAGGCUCCCCUAGCAGAGUUAUCUAUGCAAAACUGGGUGAUGAACAUCUGGACUACAAGGAUCUGGCCGCUCUUCCUAAAAUCAAAGCAAUCUACAAUAUUGACAGGCCUGACAUGCUCUCAUACUCCCCUUAUGUGAGCUACCCUGUGGAGGACAAAACUUUUGGAGAGUCACCCCAGCAACUUACACCUACUCCAACUGAGGGAGAUGGGGAAAAGUCUCCCCGCCAGUGGAGGCCCUCCAGCCCCAGCUCCAACAGCUCUUUAGGGGGUUAUGGCCGUUGUACCCCUUCCCGCUCACCACAAACCUACAGCAGACCAGAGCAAUACCUGAGCAUCAAAUAUACCACCCAUCCAGACUGUUCCAACAUGUUGACUGUACCAACUUUGGGUAGGAAUAGCACCCAUGGUAUUACCAGAGGGUCCUCCCCACUACUUUUGUACAGCAGCAGUGGUCGAAACACUCCACAGUCAGGGAACAGUGGUGUGGCCCUGCCACUCAACCCUACCACCCUGGCCAUGCUUCAACAUCACAACUACAUCCCCUACUUCAGAGGUAGUGAAAGUGGGCGCAGUACCCCCAGUCUGUCCACCUACUCUGAUGGCAAAUCUCCUUCCUCUACAUAUGUGGCUGCCCCUCGUCAUUUCCACAUCCCAGAGAAUAAAGUCAAAGAUAAUAUCUAUAGAAAACCCCCUAUCUACAAACAGCAUGCUUCCAGAACCUCCUGGCAAGAUGGUGAUGAUGUAGACAGAAAGACCAGAACAAGUUGGAUGAACCUGAAGAGUGAGAUUGAUGGACAGUCUCCAGACAUCGAUCCCAGGACCUCCACCCACAGCUUGCCUACUGAUAUGUCUCAACCCAACUUUCCAUAUAACAAGUCUGCUUCGCUGCCAGGAUAUGGGCGGAACGGCAUAUACAAGGCAGCUGAUCUUGUUGAGGAUGACCCAGACCAUGACUCUAGCUGGGGUGGCAUGAGAGAGUACAAGGUCUACCCCUAUGACAUGCUAGCUGUGUCUCAUAAAGUCCGAGUAAAACUACCACGUGACGUGGACCGCACCAGACUGGAGAGGCACCUGUCACCAGAGGACUUCUUCAAUGUAUUUGGAAUGACCAUUGAACAGUUUGACCGUUUGGCCUUGUGGAAGAAAAAUGACCUAAAGAAGAAAGCUCGCUUGUUUUAAACCAUGCCGAAUUGCUCCAGUGAAAGCCAAGAUAAAACCUCUUCUCAUCCAUCCUGUGUGCAUGGAGGGUUGAGUGGGAGAGAAAUAUAUACGCACCUCCAUUCUGCUGCAUAGCUACUGUCAUCCCAUCUCACGCUGAGGAAGGGAGUGUGCUGGAACGCUUUCACAAUGCUAAGACGAUGUUCGCCACCUACCUUUGUGUGUGAAUGCCGCACCACAUGGUCUGAAUGUUUAUCUGAUGAUGGAGAGACUGUAGUCAGAACUGAAUUCUCCAUGGCUCUCUUCGUUUUUCUCUUUGAUUGUCUCCUUGAUCUCGCUCCUCGUCUGUCUUUGUGAUUACUGCGUUCUAUUCUCUCUCUGUGGAAAAAAGCACUCAAUAUUGAAAUAAGCCACUUUCUCUAUAUUUUAUACCAUUGAUAAACAUGGCCAAAACUUACUUGUUUUCUUUUUGACUGCUAUGAAUGUUGUCCCUCUUCCUUCAUACUGUAUGCUCAAUGUCUUUCUCUCUUGGUCUCUCCGUCCUGAUGUCCCUCUCCCUGUCUCUUCCUGCCUGUCCCUCUUCUUUCCUCCUAGACAUGAUACUCAGCCACCGCUUGGACUGUAACAUCUAUCAUGUAAUAUCAGCUUUAUUGAAGCUUAUCCAUCUAUGGAUUUAGCAUGACCAGGCCAAAGACUCAGUCAGAGCAAGGAGUCAACUAUCUUGUGUGUGUUACGUAUUUGUUUCCUUUUUCAGUUAAAUUGUGUCCAUUAUCAGAGAUUUAUCAUGACUUCACAGUUAUUCAAUAAUACAUGAAGUGUUAUUUGUCCUGAACUUUACAUACUCUCUCCAUACAUUCUGCACAGUAUGUAUGGACAUAUAUGCUCAUAUUAUUACCAUCAUCUUAUCAGCCAGGCAUUGUUUUGUCUUAUCAUAGCAAACCCUUCAGAAUAUUUUUGUACUCAAUUUUUUUAUACCAUACAGAGGUUACCAGAUACACCAGAUAAUUUAUUUGCCAUUUGCAAAUAAUUGCAACAUUGACUUGGCAUGGAGCCAUGCCAAAGUUAACAGAUACUGUUUUGCAGUUAGCAACACAAACACUAAAUAAAGCAUGCAGUUCAGUGAUGCUUCAUUUAAAACCAAAUAAGAUUGUGUUUUACUUUAAUUGAUUCUUAAUAAAUGUGUGUGCAGUAUAUUCAGAAUAUUGAUAUAAAUGUCUGUUACGCUGAUCAUGUCAAACAGUAGGCAUGCACUGCAUAUUGUAGAAGCAUCUUAUAUCGGCUUCGUAUUGAAUUGAACUUUAAAAUGUAAUCAUGACAUUUUGUGUGAGUGAUUUAAUUUUUGAUUUGAAAGGAGGUCUUUAGGUUUUUGAGAGACUGAAAGCAGUGUUUGUUUAUUCAGACAAGUUUUCUCUGUACCAAGUCAGCUCUAGAUAUUUUACUCCAAUAUGGUUCUUUUGCUAAUGCCACUAACUCAAAAUAGGGUGAUGAAAAACACAUUCAGUAAACUCAGUUUUGACUAAAGAUAACCAUGUGCAACAUGUGCCUAUUUUGUUCAGUAAUAAGCCGUCUUUGGAUUUUUUAUUUUUUUUUAACUGCACAACAGGGAAACUCACUGUCAGAUUGUUUUACUUAUUUGUUGAUUGUGAAAAUAUUAAGUUUCUAACCAACUGUGGAUAUCUAAAUGUUUCUUUUCAUAAGGCCAUAAUGUAUGCAUUCUUCAUGCAGUAAAAUGUUGCCUUCUCUGGUCAUGCUAAAAAUCUGUAGUUCUGGGGAAUAUACAGUACAGUAAAGCUUGUACUGUAAAACAUGGAUGUGUUUUGGUGUGUGCAUGCAGUGAAUGUGUCUGAGUGCAUAGAAGGGAUCAUUCCCAGAUGUUGAGCUGUGCAGGAUGAAUAUGUGAGUCUUAUUUGAACAGCUGUAGAAACAGGCAAACGUGUGGGUGUAUGUGGUGUUAGCAUCUGUUUCAGCAGUCCAAUAGUUCAGACUAGGUAAAUUCAGAUUAAAGUGUGUUCAAUGAUCUUCAUCAUUCUUUAACAACACUAUUAUAACCCUUAAAAACAGACAAGUCAAGACAAAAUUAACCUGACUGCAGGUCAUAUUGUACCUACAUCGACAUUGUGUACAUUUUUGAGUUUUCUAAAAAUAUGGUUUGCAUUUGAUUUUUUUCAACCUUUUAUUUAUUUUUCUCUGUGUGUCAUGCAAGUGUCCACUUUAAGUAUUAGGUCUCUUCCUGGGUGAAAGCGUGUAGGACUGUGACCCAACAGAACCCAGCAGUUUUUGAGAGUUGUUUUGAGCAGUAUGAGCAGUGCUGUUACUGUAAAUACAGUAUGAAGAGAGUUUGUGCCCUGGUUUGACUGCAGCAUUCAUACAAAAAAAUGUCCUUUUCUAUCUAAAAAGUUUGAGAUGUUUUUAUGAAGUUGUCUUUGUGUUAUGGCUCACAAGGUCACACCAAAAGGGUUUCCCAUAGGUGUGUUACUGUGCUUGAUUUUGUGUAAGCAAACUAAUUUCUGCAUAUAACUGUGAUUCUGACUGCAAAAUUAAUGAAUUUGGGAAAAUGUAAAUGUAGCCUUUUCAUUCACAAUGUCUUUGAGUUGCUUUGCAAAAAAUGAUUGAUAUUCUUCUCAAUAAAUACAGCUAAUUCAAAUUAA
Myxocyprinus asiaticus (Chinese sucker) is the source of this 4943-nucleotide messenger RNA. RefSeq names its product actin-binding LIM protein 2-like. The transcript has 22 exons. Gene Ontology annotation, biological process: lamellipodium assembly; cytoskeleton organization. The record is from RefSeq and is a predicted model, not a curated record. Gene Ontology annotation, cellular component: actin cytoskeleton. Gene Ontology annotation, molecular function: actin filament binding. The coding region runs from base 247 to 2316 and encodes 689 amino acids. NCBI's taxonomy places the organism in Eukaryota, Metazoa, Chordata, Actinopteri, Cypriniformes, Catostomidae.